GUCCGCCGAAUCGACGCGGCGCUGACGUGCGAUACGCUAAACUAGUGUUUCCACCGUGAAAUCACCACUGUUAUUUGUUUAUACCUACUUUGGAUUUGAUUACAUAGCUCCAAGAAUCUACUGUCGAUCUUGUGGUGUACUGUACGUGUAUAUGUGAAGUUUGAAACGACUUAUAUUGUGAAUCGGUUCGGCCGUGCUCGUUUAUGUGCUGAAUGGUGAUUAAAAGUAAUUUACUUCGCUUUUACGGUACGGAGGGUCGGUCGGUUCGUAUCGAUCGCUUAUCGAAACAAAGCACUGGAUUGUUUUGGCCGCGUGGUAGAGGCCGGUGCAGCUAGGUGUCCGUUGCGAGGAUCAUCGGGAUGCGAGUGUUGUUGUGAUGGUGCAUCAGUCGUGCCAGUAACGCCGCAGUGUUAGUGUAACAGUAUAGUGCCCCAUAAGUGUUGAAUGGAUUGUGUCAUUUUGGGAUUGCCGUCAACAGUCAUCGGGAGAUCAAGUUGGGAACGGGCUACAAUGGUGUGUGCGCGUGCGGCGCUGCGGGGGGCGGGCGCGGCGAGCCGGCGCGCAUGGCGGCGCCAAUGAGGGAGGGCGCGCCGGCCGGCGGAGCUCGCCCCGCGCCCCUCGCGCCCCAUGCGCCCCAUGCGCACCCUGCACACCCCACCAACUUUGAGUACGAUGACAACGAGUGGGACAUCGGCAUCGGCGACCUUAUCAUAGACCUCGAUGCCGACAUAGAGAAGACGGACGAGGCGGGCGGCAUGGCGGCGCGCGCCGAACCUGACGCGCAGCGCACCGCGCUCAAGAUGAAGAUCAAGCGCACCAAGCCCGGCACCAAAAGCUCCGAGGCCAAGCACGAGAUCGUCAAGUCGAACGAGAUGAAUGGCGAGCCGAAGACCGCGGCGGCGGCGGCGGCUGCGGCUGCUGCUGCGGCUGCAGCGGCCGCGGCGCCAGCAGUCGCCAAGCGAGGCUCGGGGGGUCACCGGCGCGACAAGGCGCGGGAGAAGCACCAUCACCCGCACCCGCCCCACGACGUGAACGGAGUAGCGCGCGUGCCGCCGCCGCCCAAUGCGCCCGGGCCGCCCGCACCACCCUCGCCGGCUCAGCCGCCGGCUGCCGCGCCCCCCGUCAAGCAGGAAGCGCGCCCGCCCGCGCCGCGUCCAGAGCCCAAGCCCGCCGCGCCGGCUUCGACGCCUACUCCUCCCGCGAGUUCGCCCGCGCCCGCGCCUCAUACACCCCUACCUCCUCCGACACAUGCGAACCAUGCAUCGCAUGCGCCUCAUACACCUCAUACACCGCAUUCGACCCAUGCGUCGCAUGCGCCUCACACGCCUCACGCGCCAUCACCCGCUGCCAAACCAGAACCGGACGAUUCGCGGCAGGAGGCGAACACCGCGCAGCCUCCCACCAAGAAACAGAAAACUGAACCUAAGGAAACUGCCGAAGUAUGUGUGGGCACGUCAGUCGGUACUAUCACGGAGCCCGACUGCCUCGGCCCCUGCGAGCCUGGUACCUCGGUCACGUUGGAGGGCAUCGUGUGGCACGAAACGGAAGGUGGUGUAUUAGUAGUCAAUGUAACCUGGCGGGGGAAGACCUACGUGGGUACGCUACUGGAUUGUACGCGACAUGAUUGGGCGCCGCCGCGGUUUUGUGAUUCCCCGACGGAGGAGUUGGAUUCGAGGACGCCGAAAGGUCGGGCAAAACGUGGCCGAGGCGCGGCGCCGACCGACAUGACGAACUUCACAGAGACGCGCUCAUCCGUACACAGCAAGUUGCGUAACGGCGGCGCUAAGGGCCGGCGCGCGCUACCGUCGCCCACGCCCUUCACGCCACCACGGCCAGACUCCAAGAGGAAGCGUAACUCUGAGGCGGAGGAGCGGCCGCCCACGCCCAAGGCCAAGCGACCCCCGCCCACUCCCACUUCUCCCCCGCCCGACCCCGUCCUCCUAGAGUGUCCCGAGCCCAACUGCUCAAAGAAAUACAAACACGCGAACGGCCUCAAGUAUCACCGGUCGCACGCGCACGGCUCGCCCGAUGACGAUGACAAGGAUGGUUCCAGUUCGGAGCUAGAGGAACCGACGGCGGAACCGGCGUCACCGGCCUGUCCUCCCUCGGAGCCCGCAACCCCCGCCACGCCUGUGAAGUCACCCACGCCCGCUAAGUCUCCGGACGUAAAGAGCGACAAGUCUCCGGAGAAAUCGCCAGAGAAGACGGAGCCAGUUGAGGUGUCGCCACAGCCCAGGUUCCCCGAGGAGUUCGCGCCCACGCCGGAGCCGACUCCACAGCCCGAGCGCCCUCCGACGCCGCCGGCGCCCUCUACGCCCCCACCCGAAACUCUCCCUCCGCUACAGACUUUACAGCCAACGCAAUUCAAGGUGAAACCUCGGUCAGCUUUGAUGCCAUCUGAGGAGCGUAAAUCAACGGAAUCCCCGGCGGAGGAGUCACCGGGUAAGCGGAGAGCACGGCGCUCACCCACGCCGGGCGUGCGCUCACCCGCCUACUCCGACAUCUCGGACGACGCCGCGCCGCCGGAGGGCGCGCCAGACGCCGAGCCCAGCCAUCGCCCCUUCCCCGUCUACCAUCAGUACUACGGGCAGCCACAGUAUCUGCAGCCCACGCACCCUCCCGCCGCACCUCCGCCCGCACAAGAUAAGACCAAGGAGGACCUCAAUAAAGGCGACCCUAAAGCUGAUCUCAAGGACAACAAACCAGAGAGCGGUCCACAAAAAGUCUUACCGCAGCAUUUCUAUCCAUACAACUACGUUCAAAAUUUUCCCUACAACGUGGAAUCUGGUGCUCCUCCGGGAACCCCGCUAGAAGACAAGAGCAAGUCCCACGGUGACGGAGACAGGUCCAAAACUACCCCCAGCCCAUUGGACAAGAGCAAGCAGCCUCGCCCUCCCGACGGCAAAGAGAACCCGGCGCGGCCCAACGAGAACCAUCAGAUACUCAAGGAGAGCAUAGAGAUGAAAGCACAGAUGGGUUCUUACGCAUUCCAACGACCGCCACAUACCAGGGAAGAAGAAUUAAGAAGGUACUACAUGAGCCUGGAACAGAGACGCAAAGAGGGCGGUGAUGUGAAGCCCGGUGGUCCCCCGGGCAUGCCGGGCGCUGCGGGCGGGCCGGGGGGCGGGGGCAACACCGGCCCGCCGCGCACCCCGCAACCCGCGCACAAGCCCCCGCCCAAAGACAAGGACGACAAACCCAAGGAGGAAGUCAAGGUUAAACAAGAAGGUCAGAAACCGACAACAGAAACACAAGGGCCGCCUCCACCGCCGACGUCACAGUACUACCUCCCGCCUUACAUGCAGCCUCCACAUUACGGGGCGUUACCGUUCGACCCCGUGUACCGAGCCCCCUUGAGCCCCAUGCUGGUGAGCGGGUACGGUCCCGGGUGGUCGGUACCAAGGUAUCAUGCCCCCGAGGACUUAUCACGUCCCGGGGCGCCGGGGAAGCUGGAACUAUUGCCACCGGGGCAGUACUACGGGGGUCACGGGGGCCACGGGGCACACGGAGCUCAUAAGAUCCACGAGCUGCAGGAGCAUGCCAAGUCGCCGGUGGGGAAGGCGCCGAGGGCGGAGGCGCCCAAGGACGGCGCCCGGUCGCCGCCGCCACAGCGCCAUGUUCAUACACACCACCACACACACGUCGGUCUCGGCUACCCGCUCUAUCCCCCCCCAUAUCCAGCGGCUGCGGUGUUAGCGAGCACGCAAGCGGUGGUCAACUCCUUCCCCACGCCGCCAAAAUGAAAGGAAUACUCCCAGAAUAAGGACCAACCCACACUAAGGGCGCGCGAUCACUCGCCGCCUCAGAGGACGUGCAGCCCAGAUGAAGUUAAACUCACCGAUAGUGACAUAGUGCAAGUGCAGUGACGUGACAAUGACCGGGACCACCGAGUCGAACUAUGACCGAGUUCCGGUAGACUUUAUCCCCUAGCCAUAAUUAAACUCUGUGAUUUCGCGUAAUUCAAACACGAGUGUAGAAAAUGUGACGUGCGCUUUGAAUGUUAGAUGUGUGCGAACCGAUAGUUACCUGAAGUAUAGUGUUGUGUUCCGAGAACUCUCGAAUGUAUGUUGAACAUUGGUCAAGUUAUUGUGGACGCAGUUGGAAGUUUCGCACUCGCUGUCCCCUCUCACUGGAACCUGUUUUUUUAUAUGUUAACUAGUUAAUGCACAAACUAGUUUUGUACAUAUUAGAUUUAUGUGUAAAUUCCCUUACAUUAGAGUCCAAUGCAGUAAUUGUAAUAUAAAACAUCGAAUUAUAUCCCCCCCCCCCCUCCUUUCCCCUGUGGACAUCGUACUGAUUGCAAGGUCGCUGUUCGAUGUAUCAACGAAUCCGUUGCAGUGAGAUUUUCGAGAUAAUAGCAUUCCACAAGAUAACAAAAGCAAGCGUACCUUAGUUUAUAAACAUAAAGUUAAAAUAAUAUAAUUAAGGUAGAUUAAGUUUAAAGGCGUCAGUGUGAUCAAUAUGAGUCGUAGUGUGCACAAAUCGUACUCUGUCUCAAUUAUGAUGAGGAACGACUAUUAAUAUAACGUAGAGCAUCCUAUAGAAUCGUGGAGUGUUUGACUAUCGCUGUGCGUAAUGUAUGUCUGGCUUAUAAUGAUUAUUGUAAACGAAAAAUAAUCUCAUAUUCCGAUAUUUUGAUAGACUCCCGAGCCCACACUGAAGCACGCUAGGUAAGGUCGGCAAAUUUACGAUUUAAUCUUGUUUCUUAGUACUUCCUAUUAUAUCCCGUUUUUGUGUGGGUGUAUUUCAUACAAGUCUUCCAGUCGAAUUGUUCAUACGACUGUUGCAACAUUUUUUUUUAAUCUAUAUUACUAUUGAAAAAAAAGCCGUAACUAAUGCUCUGUAAUUUUCAAUCGUAAAGAUGUGUACUUUGUGGAAUUGUAGAAAAAUUUUAGUAGUAAAACACUUCAAUUUAGAUCAACAAAUACUUUGUAGAGAUUUGUUUUUCUAUAAUUUAAUAUUUUAUUCAAUGUACGAACGUACCUGUCCGAUAAACAAAACCCGAUAUUUAUAGAAGGAAGCGGGGCCUAAAUACCCAAUUUAUAUAAAAAAGAUUUAUGUUGACAACUGGAAACCAGUGAAAUUUUGUUUUUACAAUUAUUAUUUACUUAUUAAUAUUAUAAUAUUGCUUUUUCCAAAGUCAUCGUGCGACUGCCUAAACUAUGUUUAUAAAUAAAAUUGAAACAGUUAGAGCUUCUUCAGUACAAACUGUUAUUUCCUAAGCUAAGUCGAAAAAAGUAUAAUUUGGCCAAAUAAAUCUAAAGAGAUCAGGCCGUUUUAAAUCUUAUUCUUUAAGCAUUAAGAGCCAUAAUGCUAACCGAGAUGUAAUAACAAUGAGCUCUAAUUUUAUUUUAAUUUGUCGAAGCGAGAAAAUGAUUCAUCUAUUUUGUACAAUAAAUAAAUUUUAUUUGUAUGCAGGCGGCUCUCUUUUUUAUUUUUUGUAA
Molecule: messenger RNA, 5444 nt
Organism: Papilio machaon (common yellow swallowtail)
Lineage: Eukaryota; Metazoa; Arthropoda; Insecta; Lepidoptera; Papilionidae
Product: zinc finger protein 608-like
Exons: 12
Coding region: 564-3743 (1059 amino acids)
Biological process (GO): regulation of transcription by RNA polymerase II
Cellular component (GO): nucleus
Source: RefSeq, a predicted model, not a curated record